This is a messenger RNA of Girardinichthys multiradiatus, 2666 nucleotides long. RefSeq names its product PHD finger protein 19 (gene phf19). The transcript has 15 exons. Bases 238 to 1995 code for a protein of 585 amino acids. Gene Ontology annotation, molecular function: DNA binding; chromatin binding. Gene Ontology annotation, biological process: regulation of DNA-templated transcription; chromatin organization. NCBI's taxonomy places the organism in Eukaryota, Metazoa, Chordata, Actinopteri, Cyprinodontiformes, Goodeidae. The record is from RefSeq and is a predicted model, not a curated record. Gene Ontology annotation, cellular component: nucleus.
AAAAACUCAGGCUGUGAUUCGCGGGAAAAUGAAAAAAUGGCGGCUGAGAACGUUUGAAGUUCAGCUCCGCGAAACAGAAACAGGAGAACCAGGCGGACACGGAGAGCAGCAGGACACAGACACUCUCUGAGCCGGUACCGAACUCCUGACUGCCUCACGGGCACCAGAACCCGAGCAGCUCGGAGAGGACCAGGAGGGAGGAGAGACCGUGAACGCUUCAGAGUGUCUGUCUUCCCGAUGUCACAUCUGUCUGUCUCUGCUGGAUGUCCAGGAAGCUCAUCAAGACCUUCUGCAGUCUGGACCCUCAGGAUGUUUGAGGACCUGAUCGAACCCUUCUGCAGUCUGGACCCUCAGGUGUCUCCAGGGGGCGGGGCAUGCCACAGCAGAGGAAUCCUUGAGGAUGAGGGGGCGGAGACUAACCUGAGUGAGGGUCAGUUUGUUCUCUGUCGUUGGUCAGAUGGGCUUUAUUACGUAGGAAAGAUCCAGAGGGUGAGCCCCCCUAGGCAGAGCUGCUUCGUCACAUUCGAGGACAACUCCAAGUUCUGGGUCCUUUGGAAGGACAUCCAACAUGCUGGAAUCCCAGGGGAGGAGCCUCGCUGCUCAGUGUGUCAAGGGGCGGGGCCAAACUCUGACAUCCAAUCGAAGCUGAACAAUGAGAUCCUGAUCUGUGGAAAGUGUGGCAUUGGUUUCCACCAGCUAUGCCACGUUCCUCCAGUAGAGGGCAGUGUCACCGAGCUGAGCCCAUGGUUCUGCAGACGCUGCGUCUUCGCUUUGGCUGUCCGGAAAGGUGGCGCUCUGAAGAAAGGUCCAAUAGCCAAAGCCCUGUGGGCCAUGAAGCAGGUUCUGCCAUACGACCUGGCAUCGUUGAACUGGGACUCUCAGCACCGAACCAAUCAGCAGCAUUGUUACUGUUACUGUGGCGGGCCCGGAGAGUGGUACCUGAAGAUGCUGCAGUGUUUCAGGUGUCAGCAGUGGUUCCAUGAAGCGUGCACUCAGUGUCUGCAGGACUCCAUGAUGUUCGGGGACAGGUUCUACCUCUUCCUGUGUGUGGUCUGUAACAAGGGGUCAGAGCAUGUCCGCCGUCUGUCCCUCAGGUGGGUAGAUGUGGUCCAUCUGGCUCUCUACAACUUGUCCGUCAGCAGCAAGAAGAAAUACUUUGAGCUGGAUGAGAUUUUGGCCUUCGUCUCUGCUAACUGGGACCAUUUACAGCUAGGAAAGCUGUCCAACACUCCUCCAGCAGAAAGGGGGCAGCACCUACAGGAUGCUCUCAAUAAAUACAAGAGCAAGUUCCUGUGUGGUAAAGAGAUGAAGAAGAGGAAAUGCAUUUUCUGUCUGAGGACCAGAGUUCCUCCUAACCCUCCCAACAAACUCUUUCCUGAGCGUGCCCAGAACGACAGUGGGCGGGGCUCCAAGAAGACCUCCUCCAGUGUUCUGGUUGAAAGGAAGAAAAGGAAGUCCAAGUGGCUCCUGGAGGACGCCAUUCCCACCAACGAGCUGACCUGCAGCUGGACUUCCAACCACCACAUGGCUAACAUAUUUGACUUCACUCUGGAUGAGCUGCAGAGCCUGAAGAGCAGCUCCAGUAGAACCGUCAGCAUCGAUCAAGACUCCACUGACGUCUCCACCUCUGGUUCUGUCACCACCAGCGGCUCAUAUCACUUCAGGAGGAGAGUGGGCAGCAAGAAGAGGAAGUUGCCUAGCAACAGCUACAGCCAGUGGGCCAAUCGCAGUGAGGUGGGGGAGGAGCCCUCUGACAUCCCUGAUGUUCAAGCUGCUGAAAGCCCCGCCCAUCUCACCACAGAACCCUCCUGCUUCCUGUCUGACUCCUCCCACAUCCAAUCUGACUCCUCCCUCCUCCACUCCUCCAUCUCCUCAUAUUUCGGAACAGCGGGCCGCCUGACCAACGGUGAGCGGUACCAAGUGUUGGCUCGCCGUGUCACACGUCAAGGGACGGUCCAGUACCUGCUGGAGUGGGAGGGAUCAACACCUUAUUAGGAGGUUACCGUUCUAACAGGGUUCCAGGUGUGUGAGAAGCUCCGAUCCCUCAACAUCCACACUCAGUCAGACAUGAUGCUGGUUGGCAAACAGGUGUCCUUAUGUCAGAUGUGGAUCAGGUGUGUUUGGAUAAGUCAGGUAUCAGAGCCGAUCACUCACCUGUAUAGUCAGUAUUUAGUCCAACAGGUGUUAUAAUUCAACCAAAGACUCUGUAGUUCUCUGUAGUGUCCUCGCUCUGACUGUAGGUGGAGCUCUCCUCCACAGCUUCUUUUUCUCUGAUUUGUUGAAAGUUGUUUCUUCAGCACCCCCUAUCUGUUAAACAGAAGCACCUGGGUCACAUGUUAACCUGUUUACAUACCCCGCCCUUUGCUGUUACCCAAGUCUGAUUGGUCUGAGUCGCUCCAGUGUUGCACUGUGGUCCAAUCAGAGUCUAUGCAAACAUCUAGCUGAUAAUAAAUACCAGUGAUGGAUCAGUGAUCUCGGUUAGCUCAAAGCUAACACUGCCCAUUGAUAUAAAAGAGGAGUGCUAACGAUAUCUGAGACGUUAAACUGUCACUCUGUCACUUUAAAUGCUGCCAUGGUAACCGUGUGCCCCUCCUAUUGGCCAGGUGGACAGUUGUUUUGAUCAUGUAACUGUUUGACCACUUGCAAUAAAGUUACCUGACCUUUGA